Molecule: messenger RNA, 948 nt
Organism: Penicillium oxalicum
Lineage: Eukaryota; Fungi; Ascomycota; Eurotiomycetes; Eurotiales; Aspergillaceae
Product: GID4/VID24 family protein
Exons: 4
Coding region: 1-948 (315 amino acids)
Biological process (GO): negative regulation of gluconeogenesis; protein targeting to vacuole; proteasome-mediated ubiquitin-dependent protein catabolic process
Cellular component (GO): extrinsic component of membrane; GID complex
Source: RefSeq, a predicted model, not a curated record
AUGCCAACACCGAGUGACCGUCGCCAAAACUCGAUCGCCGAGGUGAUCUCCACCCGAACGUGUCCGCCGGAAUUGGAUCGUCUCUCAGAUUGGAGAGACUCUCCAGAGCCUACGAUCUCACCCGGCGAGAUUGUAGACGAUCCUCUGACUCCCGCCAGUGCCCUAGCACCCGCGCUGGGUCGCUCCGAAGAUGGCAGCGCGCUCUUGGCGUCUGAUCCGCUGAGAGUGGAGAGCAAGAUAAGUGGCACGCCGGACGCUGAAACCGCUGCACGCGAGCGAUCGAGUUCACCCUGGGAUCGUGGCGCUGGGAGCCAGUCGCCAGUGAUACCCUCAAACUCGUCACUGCUGCGCUACGAAUUCUCUAAUGUCCGGCUCUUGCCGAAUUACUCGUCCUCAUUUCUUCGCUCUGGUAGCAAAUUUGUGGGCAAGCAAAUGUCCGAUAAGCAAGAAUACAACGUAGAUGUCGAAAUCAUCCAUGUGGACAUGGCCGAGUCAUAUCUAUGUGGCUACCUUCGCAUUCAAGGUCUGACUGAAGAUCACCCCACUUUGACCACCUUUUUUGAAGGGGAAAUCAUCGGCACCAAGCACACAUUUCAGACCCGAAACGAGCAAUGGGGCGCCAACGAGAAAAUAGAUAUCCACCACUGGUCCCGAUUUCCUGCCUGGAAGCCGCUUGCCAAACAGGCCAAGCGAACUGAUUUUACAUAUCGAAACUUUGCCCAGCGCGAGCACGUGUUCAUGCGAUGGAAAGAGUACUUCCUCGUUCCGGAUCAUCGUGUUCGGACCAUCUCUGGAGCCAGCUUCGAGGGAUUCUACUACAUCUGCUUCAAUCAAAUUGAAGGAUCUGUCAGCGGUGUUUAUUUCCAUGCAAAAAGCGAGCGAUUCCAACAACUUGAACUGAAACAUGUUGAAGAUCAUGGAUGUGCCCCAGCGGUCGAGUUUCGCUAA